Messenger RNA from Saccostrea echinata, 2097 nucleotides. RefSeq lists its product as uncharacterized. Lineage: Eukaryota; Metazoa; Mollusca; Bivalvia; Ostreida; Ostreidae. The transcript has a single exon. The record is from RefSeq and is a predicted model, not a curated record. The coding region runs from base 1 to 2097 and encodes 698 amino acids.
AUGGACCACAGCGGCGUUUCAGAGGUCUUGUACGCGGGAUUGUGUUAUAAGAUAGGAACACCAGAAGAGGUAAGAGUCAGGAGAGAAGUCCUAAUUAUGUCUGAGAUGAUACAACAACCUCUGCAGAUUUCUCAAGGAUUGAGAACUACGGAUGGCGGAAGUUACGGGGAAGGUUUUAGAUUUAAAUCAUCUGACCGAGAUAAGAUGGCCUGGUCAUGUGAUCAUAAAGUGCUAUGUGAUAUGUCUCAGUCUGUGAUUCAUCAUCCAUCCACAGACACACUCAUUUUCAUGGAUACUUCUGAUACCCCAGGUGGUUAUGCUCGCUUGAAGUUACUUACGCCCUCUAGAAACUUAAUUAUUAACUCUUCACUUGCAAGUAUUCACAAUGUCGUUUAUAUAUCAAGUUUUUUGUUCAGGAGCUUGUGGUAUAAAAAAUUCUGCGGACUCGAUCCACAUGUCCAAAAGGAAAUCUUGCACGGUCCAUGUUACAGUUGCACGGUGUUUACAACUGAAAGCGACUUUGCACUUUGUUUUUACUCCCCAGACUGGCCCUCAGCAGCUUUGAAUUCAAUAAAUAGAUACAACCUGCUACAAAAGUUUCUCAGUGAAGGAUGCCACCUUGUCCCAAUAGAAAGUAAGCAGCCAAACGAUUUUGGGGAUUUCGAAUGGAGAAUUUCUUUUGCACGCGCGGAACGAAGACUUGUAUACCAUAUGAACCAUGUACAGUUUCUUUGCUACGGAUUGUUGAAAAUAUUUCUGAAAGAGACCAUUCGGGACGAUUUGCUGUCUUCGUAUUUCAUGAAAACUCUUGUGUUUUGGCAGUUACAGAACAAUAUCUACAUACCCUGGGCUCCUCAUACGUUACUUCGGCAUUUCUGGAUAUGCUUUAAGUUUCUAGUGCACUCCGUGCAUACAGGAUGUCUACCAAAUUUCUUCAUACCAGAAAACAACAUGUUCCUAGGAAAAGUUGUAGGACCACAACAGAUGUCUUUGUUUCAAAAGCUAGAAAAGAUAUACACAAUGGAUGUGACCUGUCUUCUUCAGAGUCCAUUUCUCAGAGAAAUCCUUAUCCCGGCUCUUUCUGCUCUGUAUCUUAAAAGUAACAUCAAGUCAGAGUUAGAUAUAGACAUUGCUCUUCAGAAAGAGAUGACGCUAUCAGGACUUGAUUUCAUUUGUACAGAUUUUCAAAAGAUUAAGAUAUAUCUGGAAACAAUUGGAAAUCUUUCACAAUUUAAUCACAGAACUACUUUUCAGUUAAAUGUAGUAGAUGUGCUUAUAGCAGUUGGCAUGUCUUUAAAAUGGAAAUGUGCACGCAGGACCAAAAAUAAACUUUAUUAUCAAAUUAAUAGGUCAAUAAUUCAAAUGUUUACCCUAGUUUCAAAAAUAGGCUUCGUUUCGGAUAAACUUCAUCUGGCAAUGUACCUAUAUGACAUUGGUAAAUAUAAAAGAGCGUUAGUUGUCCUUGACAUAGCCAGACAGAAGCUCUCGCAACCCUUUGUCAUGUAUAAACGUGAAGUAGACGAGCAGAUAUACUGUAAGUUAAUGGGAGGGCAAUCGCUGUCAACAAAAAUGAGGAAUGCCUGGGCAAGAGAUGUUACGAUUAAGUCAUGCUUUAAGUACAUAGAUGAAUUUAAUUUGGAACAAAGGGCCACUCAGAAAAGCGGAGUAAAUAUGUUUUGUGUUCCUCCUCUAGUGUUGACACAUAUGCUGUCUGUACUGUGUCUCCACAGACUGGGCAAUAAGUCUCUGUGUCAACAGUCACUGACAGACCUACAGACCCUACUGCACUCUGACGAUAACAAAAACAUACCUAAAAUUCUCAGAGAAAUAUCAUGGCAGAUAUUAGGCAUCUGUCAGCAAGUUGUUGGGGAGCUACAUGAAGCGUUAGAUUCUUACCAGCAAGCAUUUGAUCAACCUGGAGCACUCGAUGGACUGAUAAAUAAAGGACUACGGUCCAGAGAUAUGGGGGACAUUUGUAAGAGUUUACAGAUUUCAUUUAAGUUUGUUGAAUUCGUGAGGAAAUUUUUAAAAAUCAGCAAUAUCCAAGAAGCUACACGACAAAGAAUGGCUUCAGUGCGCAAACAAAUGAGUUCUUAA